Penicillium cinerascens is the source of this 1482-nucleotide messenger RNA. Its product is annotated as misato family protein. The transcript has 5 exons. Gene Ontology annotation, biological process: mitochondrion distribution. Lineage: Eukaryota; Fungi; Ascomycota; Eurotiomycetes; Eurotiales; Aspergillaceae. Gene Ontology annotation, cellular component: cytoplasm. The record is from RefSeq and is a predicted model, not a curated record. The coding region runs from base 1 to 1482 and encodes 493 amino acids.
AUGCAUGAGAUCGUGACACUACAGCUGGGCCAACGUGCCAACUACCUUGCAACUCAUUUCUGGAAUCUCCAGGAAUCUUAUUUCACAUACAACGAAAGUGAAGAGACACCAAUAGACCAUGAUGUCCAUUUUCGACCAGGAGUUGGUGCAGAUGGUUCUGAGACUUUCACUCCGCGGACAGUUAUCUAUGACCUGAAAGGUGGAUUCGGCACACUGCGCAAAUACAAUGCGCUGUACGAGCUAAGCGAGGAUGCCAGUGGUCAGGGUCUCUGGGACGGCCAAGAGGUCGUACAGAGGCAAGCCCCCAUUUUGCAAAGCGACUAUCAAAAAAGUUUAGAUCUGGGCACUUCCGCUCCCCGACUAACAUCGGAAACUGUGCGCUACUGGUCCGACUACAACAGAGUCUUCUACCAUCCUCGGUCCAUCGUUCAGAUGAAUGAAUAUGAACUGAACUCUCAGAUUAUGCCUUUCGAGGAUUGGAAUAUGGGCGAAGAGCUCUUCAAUGAUCUUGACAAAGAACAUGAUCUGUUGGAUCGGGACGUGAGGCCAUUUGCGGAGGAAUGUGACCAACUGCGAGCACUGCAACUUUUUUCUGGGGCAGACGAUGCCUGGGGUGGAUUUACCGCACGGUAUAUCGACAGGCUUCGUGACGAAUAUGGAAAGAAGAGUAUCUGGGUCUGGGCCAUUGAGGAUGGAACCAAGGUCCAGCGGCACCAACAACUGAAGAAAGACACCAACAAGGCCAAGUCGAUAUACUCGAUCUCGCCCCAGUCUAACCUUUACGUGCCCAUUAUGGAUCUGCCUCCCAAGCUUCCCAGCUACCUUCAAGUGGACCGUCGCUCACACUGGCAAACCACGGCACUAAUCAGCUCCGCGGUUGAGACCGUGACAUUACCGUCCCGGCUCCGACCGUACCAUGAUUUCGAGUCUUCUUUGACUGGAGAUGACGGGACUCACAAUAUCUAUGAACUGCAAACCACACUCAACCCUGGACAGCACGGACGUAAAUUACCGACCAAAGAGGAUGGAUCGUCCAAGGCGGAAAACGAUUUCGAUAUUGACUUUACUUAUGGCGGCGAGAGCAGCAAAUCUGCGCAUCUUUUCAAUCAAGUCCAGGUAAUGCGAGGAGAUGAGCCUGAAGACCCUACAGAGGCAACAGAAGCAGAGCUUGGGCACAUUCGCAAGCUCAGGUUAUUCAAUUCAGAGCCCAUGCUCCAGAGCUACCGCACCCCCCUUCGCCUACCCAUUCUUGAUAGCUUCCCCCAGGGAAUGUAUCCUAAAUCACAGUCCGGUUCCGGAGUGAGUGUUCUCGCCGCUUUGACCGCGUCGAGCCGGACAGCCGAUAGAAUCAAGGCCAUUGAGAGGACUACCGCACGAAUGCUCUCAGUUGAUGAGCGCGAGGCGAUGAUCAAUGGACUAGGGGAGAUUCGAGAAUCUUACGAGACUGGGUGGAGUAGUGGGUCAGAGGACGACGAUGAUUAG